This is a messenger RNA of Corylus avellana, 959 nucleotides long. RefSeq names its product glutathione S-transferase-like. The record is from RefSeq and is a predicted model, not a curated record. Lineage: Eukaryota; Viridiplantae; Streptophyta; Magnoliopsida; Fagales; Betulaceae. Gene Ontology annotation, biological process: glutathione metabolic process. Gene Ontology annotation, cellular component: cytoplasm. Gene Ontology annotation, molecular function: glutathione binding; glutathione transferase activity.
UUGAAGUUGCCGUUCGAGGUGACCUUUGAGUCUCUCAAAACGGAGCUCAUGCAAAUACUACCCAAUAACCAGCUGCUGGGGGCAACCGUUGCUCUUGCUUUGGUUGCCAUUUCUGCUGCCUAUAUAUAUUGCACCAGCAAACCCAAAGCCAUCAAAGUCCACGGAGUCCUUCUCUCAACAGCUACACAGCGGGUUCUAGCUACCCUUUAUGAGAAAGAGCUUGAAUUUGAGCUUGUUCCUGUAGACAUGGAAGCUCGUGAACAUAAAAAAAAACCCUUCCUCUCCCUCAAUCCAUUCGGUCAAAUUCCUGCUUUUGAAGAUAGAGAUUUGAAGCUCUUUGAAUCAAGGGCAAUUAAUAAGUACAUUUCCCACAAGCAUGCUGACAAGGGGACCCGUCUGGAAAGCGGAGACAUGAAGCAGAAAGCAAUCAUAGGGGUGUGGAUGGAGGUGGAGGCCCACCAAUUCGACCCGGCAGCUUCAAAGCUUACUUGGGAGUUGGCAUUGAAGCCAGUGUUUGGAAAGGGUACUCCCGACAAGGCAGUUGUGGAGGAGAACGAAGCAAAGCUGGCUAAGGUUCUUGAUAUCUAUGAGAGUCGGCUGGCUCAGUCAAAAUACUUGGCGGGUGAGAGCUUCAGCUUGGCAGAUCUUCACCACCUGCCCACCAUACAAUACUUGUUGGCCACACAAGUCAAAAAGCUCUUUGAUUCACGCCCCCAUGUCAAUGCCUGGGUUGCUGAUAUCACAGCAAGGCCAGCUUGGUGCAAGGUGCUUGCCCUGCAGAAGCACUGAUCGAGGAGGAGUAAGGAGUAGUAGCUGCUGCCGGCCGCCCAGCCAGCCGGCUUAUCUGUUGUCAUUUGUGUUUAUGAAUUAUUUCCAAUACAAUAAUCCUAUGUACGUACGUAUGAGUGAAUCAUAAGUCUAUUGCCAAGAUAUAUAUAUAUAUAUCAUGUUACAUAAGU